ACUCCACUUCGCAGCUCCUCUUCAAACUGUUGCCACUCACAUUCAUCAGCAUGGCUGAGCUGAGUAGAAUUUAAUAGGUUGCAGCCUGACUUGACAUUGCAGCAGCUCUGCACGUCGUGCCAGCCGAGCGGACCGGAAAGGAAAUGCCGCUCUUCUCCAGCGCUUCCAGCGGCUCGCGGCGAGUCGCCGUGCGGCGGCAUUUCGUAUCGCUAAGCUCGAGGCUGCUGCACCUAACCAUUCUGGACUUCAGGCUGCGCCUGUUGCUGCUGGCGGCGCUCACGCUGCCCUUCAUCGCGCUGGGCGGGCUGCUGCACACCCUGGCCAGCGGCCGGCCCUGGACCCACUCCGCAUACCUGGUUUACGGACUGCUGUUCAGGGUUCCCGCGCUGGGCGCGGUGCGUAUUGACGAGCCCGCCGCCAGCGCCCUGGUCCUGAACGCCGUGUUCCUGUUCGGCACGUUUGGGUUCGCCAUCCUGCUGGGCCUCAUCAGCGAGGAGGUCAAGGGCACGAUCAAGAUGAUACGCGCGGGCGGCGCCCCCCUGGAUUUGUCCGGCCACAUCUUGAUCCUCAACUUCACACCCGACGCCACAGCAGUGGCCCUCCUGCGACAGCUGGCAGAGGACGUCUCCCGCGCGCCCCAGCCCCACGCCGCUACAGCCCAGCAGCAGCUGCAGCUACAGCUGCAGCCGCUGCUACAGCCCGCGGCCUCUGGCGGCGCGGGUGCUGCUACUGCCGGUGCUGGAGGGGCGGGAAGGGGCGGGAAGAAUGGCGGGGGCGGCGGCGGAGGGGGUGCGGUGAGCCUGCACGGCCGGCCCAUUGUGGUGCUGGCGGCGCCGCCACCGCCGCCGCCCGGCGGCGCGCUGGGCGGGUCGGGAGGCGGCGGCGGCGGUGACGUGGAGGGCGCAAUGAAGCGCCUGAUUGCGGAUGCGCUGCAGCAGGGCCGCGGCGCCGCCUGUGAGUGGCACCUGCGUGUGGGCUCCGCCUCCCGCGCCGACGACCUGGCUCGCGUGUGCGCCGCCGCCGCCUCCCACGUGGUCCUGCUGGCAGACCCGCGGGCCGGCGGCGGCGGCGAGGCGGCGGCGGCGGGGGCGGCCUUCUGCAUGCAGGUCCAGUCGCUCAUGUGCCUAACCAUGACCCUCGCCGGCACCAACACCAACACCUACACCAACACCAGCAGCGGCGGCGGCGCCGCCUGCACUGGGGCCGCUGGGGUCGCGGGCGGGCGGCGGGUGCCGGCGCUGCUGCGGCCGCGUGCGGGGCGGGCGGCGGCCGGUGGUCAGGUCCUGGCGGCAGCGCCGCCCCCAGUGAACAUCGUGGUGCAGUCCCCAGCCGGCACGGUGGCGGCGGCCGGCGGCGGCCCCAUCGCCACCUUCCGAGCCGUCGCCGCCUCCGAAGCCACCAGCACCUAUUCCUCCUCCACCACCUCCCUUUCCUCCUUCACCACCACCACCUCCUCCACCUCCUACCUUCCCGGCGGCGCGCCCGCCUUUGGCAGCGGCGCGGCGGCGGCGCCGCCGCCGCCGCUGCCGCGGCUGCUGGCGGCGCCUCUGGCGGCGGUGGCGGAGGUUCGUGACCGCGGCAUUGUGGACCGGCUGGUGGCGCAGACGGUGCUGCAGCCGGGGGUGGCCACUGUGCUCGCCAGGCUGUUUGGCAGCAGCGGCGGCGGUGCGGGCAGCGUGUUCCGCUGGGUGGCCUGGCACGGCCGGCCGCCGCCGCCGCCCGACACAGACGCCGACGGCGAGUCAGACCUGGCGGCAGGCGGCGGCGGCGGCGGCAGCACCGGCGGCGGCAGCCGUUGGGCGGGCAGGCGCAACGGCAGUGGCGGUAGCGGCGGCGGCGGCGGUGGUGGUCUGGGUGGGUUCAUGUCGGCGGCGGCGGCAGCCACUGGACUGCGCCGCCGUCGCGUUGGCGGCGGCGGCGGCGGCGCUGCCGCCGGUGGCGGCCGUGGUGCGGCGGGGGCGGCGCUGCCUCGUACCUUGUCGUACAGCAGCGCCCACCGUACGGACGGCGGUGCUGCUCUGGCGGCGGCGGCGGCGGGCAAGUUCCAGGCGGGAGGCAGCGCCGGCGGCGCGGCUGGCGAGGAAGCGCCGGCCGAAGUGUUGGGUGUGACGGCGGCGCUACUGCCGCCGUCGGUGCUUGGCCGCAGCACGUCAUUGACGCACUGCGCGUCCUCGCGCCACGCGUCCUCGCCGCACCUGUCUGACCCGGCAGCGGCGGCGGCGGCCGGCGUGGCGGCAGCCGGCGGCGGCGGCGGCGGCGGCGGCGCGGGUGGCGCAGACGCCAACGGGCGGGACAAGGGCUGCACGCGAGUGGGUGACGUGGGCACGGUUGUCGUGGCGGCAAGCGGCGCGGCGGCGGCGGCGGCGGCGGCGACGGCGGCUGUGCCAGGGACGGCGGGAGCUGUGGCAGUAGCAGGCGCGCGUGGCAAGCCGCCCGCGCUGAUGCUAGGUGGCAGUAGCACCAGCUGCACCUUUGCCGAGGUGAAGGCCCUGCUCGAGUCCACACUGGCAGUAGCAGGAGCUGCUGAUGCUGCUACUGCCGAUGGCAGCAGUCUGCUCAGCAGUAGCCGGCGCGGCUCGCCAUCUGCUGCUGCCGUCCCUGCAACGUCCCGCGGCCGCAGCAACUCCCCGCCCGGCCGCCGUGGCAGUAGCACCUCGGGCGUCAGGCAGAAGCAGCUGCUGCUACAACCACAGCAGGGGUUCGUGGUGGUUGGGUACUUGUCGGCUGCCACCGGCACGCUGCGUCUCAACCCCCGCGAUGCCUCCCCUGUUUUCCCCGGCGACCAGAUCGUACUGCUGGUUUCCGACCAGCCUGCCGCUACUGCUGCUGCUACUGCUGCUGGUGCUGCUAUUGCCGUACAGCCGUACGGAAACUCAGCUGGAGUGACCAAUGGCCUGCUGGGUCUUUGGGGCGGGGCCGUGGCCAGUGCGCCCCAAGCGACCGUGGAGGUGGAGGCGACGACAGUGCCCCGCGGGCAGCAGCAGCAGCAGCAGCAGCAGCAGCAGGUGCUACAGCCGCACGUGGCGGCGGCAGCGACAGCUACAGCCACAGCCACGCCCUCCACGCCGGUGCCGCUGCUGCAGGGAUGGAGCAGCGAGCCGCUUCGGUCGGGCGCAGCCGCGGCAGUAGCACUUUGCACGGAGACCAGCCGGCCGGCCAUCAAUGCUACUGCAGCGGCUGUUGCAGCGGCCGAUGCUGCUGCUGCUGCUGCUGCUGCUGAUGGUGGCGCUACUGCCGUUCCGGAGGACGCAUCAGCGGGGACGCCGGGCACCCCUCGAGUCACAACAACAGCAGCACCAGCACCAGCACCAGCAGCAGCAGCAGCAGCAGCCGGUGUGGCCACGCCGCCAUCGGCACCCGCCAAGCGCACGCCGGGAGGAACGCCGUCUUCACAGCUGCAGCAGCAGGGCAAUGGACAAGUUGGUGGCGGCGGCGGCGGCGGCAGUAGCGCGCCGCGGGCGCCGCCGGCGCCGCCGCAGCACAUCAUCGUGGUCAGCCGCACCGCGGCCGCGGUGCGGGAGGUGGUGGCAGGCCUGAUGGAGUUUGCGCCCGUGGGCAGCACCAUUGCCCUGCUGACACACCAGGCCAGUGGCGGCGGUGGCGGCGGAAGUGGUGGCGGCGGCGGUGCUGCUGCUACUGCCGGUCUGGGCCCAGGGCCAGGCCCCGCUUCGUCCGCGCCGUCCACUAGCGCCCCUGCAAUUGCUGCGGCGGCUCGAAGCGAGGCAAGCGCACCGGCAGUAGCAGGAGCGGCAGCAGCAGGUGUGCCAUCCACGCCGUCGCGGGCUCCGUCAAUUGGCGGCAGCGCUGCCGGCGGCGCGGCGGUGGCGGCGGUGCAGCCGCUGCAAUCUCAGCCGCCGUCUGGCCGCCUGGAUGGCGACUCCGCCGCCGGCGCGACAAGCGGCCGCAUGCCGCCAUCGGGCUUCGCCACCAGCGCCGCCGCGGCAGUAGCAGCGCAGGCGCUCGCCGCGCCCGGCGGCGCCGCCGCCGGCAACGGCAGUAGCACCGCGCGCCCCGCCGUCGCCCCGUCGGUGCUGGCGUGCGGCAGUAGCAGCUGGCCGCCGGGGGAGGCGGACCUGGUGCUGGCGGGCCUUGCUACAGCCAGUGCCGUGCUGGUGGCGCGAGACGCCGGGCUACAGCCGCACGAGGCGGAUGCUACAGCCCUGUCCACCGUGCUGCAGCUGCACCACACACUCACCGACCCCACCCGCUCGCCACUGCGGCGGCGCGCCGCCAGCGGUGCCGCCGCUGGCGCGGCGGCGGCGGCGGCAGUAGCAGUAGCAGCGGCCGCACGGCUUACGCGCGAGCAGCAGCAGCAGCAGCGGUCCUCAGAGCCCGCGCUGCCGACCCUGCCCGACAUCCCUGUUGCGCAGCCUUCCCAACAGCAACAGCAACAACCGCAGUUGCUGCUCCCUGACACCGCAGCCGCGACUGUGGCUGAGGCCGCUGCUACUGCCGCCGCCCCGCCGCCGCUGCUGCAUGUGGUGGUGUGCCUGCACAGCACGAGGUCGCGCGCCACACUGCAGGGCUUCCUGGAGGGCCUCAGCUGCAAGCCUGGCUUCAGCCUGGAGGCGCUCAUACCCGAGGAGUACCGGGCGCUGCUGCUGGCGGGGGUGGUGCGGCAGCCGCAGUCGCACGCCAUCAUGUCCGACUUGCUCAGUGACCGGCCCGGGGCGCCCGAGGUGUAUCUGGUGCCACCCACGCGGCUCAUGGCUGCAGCCGCCGCCGCAGCAGCCGCAGCAGCAGCAGCCGCAGCGGCCACCGCCGCCGCGCCUCGGCAGCCAGUGCCGGACGCCCAGGAAGUUGCAGCGGCUGCUGCAGCUGCGGGAGCAGCGGGAGCGGGGGCACCCAGUGACAACGGCGCAGCGGCGCCUGGCGCUGAUGACACCUCCGCGCCGACCUCGGCCAGUCCACCUCCGCCACCUCAGCAGCCGCUGCCAAGGCUAGGACCAGGGCUGGGACCAGGGCUAGGACCAGGGCUAGGCCUGUUAGGGCUAGGCCACGUGCCACUGGCGGCGCUGACGUUCCGGGACGUGGCGGCGGCGGCUCGCGCCUGCGGCUGCACGGCGGUGGGCGUGCUGCGGGCGGCGGCGGCUGUGCGGGGCGCGGCGGCGGCGGCGGCGGGAGACGCCAGCGGCAGCGGACGUGGCGGAGGGGGCGGCGGGGGCGGAGGCGGGGGCGCCGGGGGCGGAGGCGGCUUGGGCUGUAGUGGUGGCUGUGGUGGUGGCGGGGGCGGUGCGCUGGAGCUGGCGCCGCCGCCGGAUGCGCUGCUGCGGCUGCGGGAGGGGGAUCGGCUGGUGGUGCUGUCGGCGGACCCGGUGUGAGGUGGUUGUGAGGUGUUGGCGCGAGUGUGGUACUUUGGUGUGAUCGGACAGGGUAAGGGGCAGGUUGGUGUAGUCCCAUAGUGUGCAGCGUAUUGCCAGACCCCAACAGGGGCGGCGGCGAGUUACUUGGAUGGGGCAUGGCUGGUUGGGUGCGGAGAUUUUGGCACAGAGUAGCACCUCGGACCCCGGACCCCGGUACCCCCGGGCACACCGACACGCUCUCGUGAUCAAAAUGGGGCUCGAAGAAUUAUCUAGCGAGCUGCGUGGCCUGGAUGAUCCCGUAUGUUUGAAUGGAGGCGGGUUGGAGGGCGUGCUGCGUGGUUGCACACAUCGUGUGAGGCUUGACGCUCGCGGUGGGCUGCCGCCGGUCGGAGUCGCCCACACACAUCGUGCGCGUAUGGGGCGUGUAGAUAUGUGCGUGCCGUGCUGCGUGCGGAUGUGGUUGCAAAAGUGCGCAAACUGCUCGGGCCGGGGGGCAUGGGCGAUGUCGUGACCUGAAAGGGAGGCGGACUACGGCUAGAGUGCAUGGAGGGACCCGGACCGGAUGGAACGCCUGAGUCUGGCACAAUGUCUGCCAGCCCUAUGUUCAAAUAGUUUGACCGAAACAAUUAUAUUUAGCCUGUAAUUGUAUCAUGUU
Messenger RNA from Chlamydomonas reinhardtii, 5958 nucleotides. RefSeq lists its product as uncharacterized. NCBI's taxonomy places the organism in Eukaryota, Viridiplantae, Chlorophyta, Chlorophyceae, Chlamydomonadales, Chlamydomonadaceae. Gene Ontology annotation, biological process: monoatomic ion transport. The coding region runs from base 144 to 5321 and encodes 1725 amino acids. The transcript is spliced from 11 exons. The record is from RefSeq and is a predicted model, not a curated record.